UUAGUGACGUUGUCAUGUUACGUAACAGGGCGGCGUGACAGCCGGAGUGACACAUCGUGUCGAUGGGCGGGCCUCUUCAAGGUGGAAACUGUCUCAAGUGCCCCCACCCACUUCUGCCGCAGCAGGCUGAAACGUUGACAAGCACAAAUACCAACAGCGGCACCAGGAAGAGACAGCUAACAGGCCAAAAACAUGAGCUACCCUGGGUACCCUCCUCAGGCUGGCGGUUACCCCCCGCAACCUGGUGUUUACCCACCUCAGCCUGGAGUGUACCCUCCCCAAGCAGGGGGCUACCCACCUCAACCUGGUGCCUACCCUCCUCAGGCAGGAGGAGGAUACCCGCCCCAGGCAGGGGCCUACCCACCCCAGGCAGGAGGCUACCCACCCCAAGCAGGCGGCUACCCACCCCAGGCAGGGGGUUACCCACCCCAGGCAGGGGGCUACCCACCCCAGGCUGGAGGCUACCCACCGGCACCGCCUACAGGCGGCUGGGGAGGGGGGCCGACUGGCGGAUAUCCCUCCAUAGGUAUGGACAACCUCACCAACCCUGGAUACAACGCUGGCAUGCCAGGAGGAACCAUGCCCCCGCCCCAAGGUCCAGGGAUGGGCUACCCAGGCCAGCCUAUGCCCGGUUACCCCCGUGCACCAUCUCCCAACCCUACAAUGCCCGGCUACGGGGGAGCACCAGCACCUAUGCCAGGGUACCCGAAGGUUCCCUCGCCAAAUCCGUCCAUGCCAGCCUAUGGAGGUGGAUCCAUGCCAGUGGCCGCACCCAUCAGUAAAGGAUUCAGGGGGACAAUCAAGGACUUUCCUGGAGCGGACCCUCUCAAAGACGUGGAGGUCCUGAGGAAGGCCAUGAAGGGCUUUGGUACUGAUGAGCAGGCCAUUAUCGACCUGCUGGGGAGUCGCUCCAACAAGCAGCGUGUGCCUUUGCUCCGUGCCUACAAAACCUCCUAUGGGAAGGAUCUGAUUAAGGACCUGCAUUCAGAGCUGUCUGGUGACUUCAGGAAGCUGGUCAUGGCCACCUUGAAGAGCCCCGCUGAGUUUGACGCCUCUGAGAUCCAUUGUGCCAUCAAAGGUGCUGGAACCGACGAAGCCUGUCUGAUAGAGAUCCUGUCGUCUCGUUCCAACGCCGAAAUCAAGGAAAUAAGCCGUAUUUACAAAACAGAAUACAAGAAGUCUAUGGAAGAUGCCAUCAGCAGUGACACGUCAGGACACUUCCGCAGACUCCUCAUCUCUCUAGCACAGGGUAACCGUGACGAAAGACAAAAUGUCGACCUUUCGCUGGCCAAGCAAGACGCUCAGGCUCUCUAUGCUGCUGGGGAGAACAAGCUGGGGACAGACGAGUCCAAAUUUAAUGCCAUCUUAUGCGCCAGGAGCAAACCACAUCUCAGGACAGUUUUUCUUGAGUACCAGAAGAUGUGUGGCAGGGAUAUUGAGAAGAGCAUCAGCAGGGAGAUGUCAGGAGACCUGGAGAGCGGCAUGUUGGCAGUGGGGUCAUGGUACUGUAACCUGCAUUUAGACCUUUCAGUGGCUUUGCAGAGUUGUCAUUGUGAUGUGUGCACUGCCGUUUUUACCUUUGCCUUUUUAUUUUUAUACUGAUGCAUGAGGUAUAAAAGUAUAUGUCAAUAUAUAAGGUGAGUUUUUGGCUUGAAGGAAAUGAGGUCACCUCAUGCAGAAAGCUGCAGAUAGCUCUCUGUAAGUACACGAUUCUUACUAUAUCUCUCGCAUUAGAACCCACUAUCACAGCAGGGGUGUCCAAACGUUUCCCAGUGAUGUGAAACAUCAAAGGAUGCAACUUUGCCACUUUUGAUAUUUUGUAGAGCAUGUAGAUAUGCUAAGAAGUUGUCGAGACCGCAAGAAAAAACUGCAUCUCAGCUUUGUGACACAGGUAGGCCUGUCACUGGACAAUAAGUUCUAUUUGCCAGUAAACGAUACUAUUGCUGACAUUAUUUUGAGAGCAUUUUUUCAUUGAUGUAAUGAGAACGAUGCGAGUACACCGUAUCACAGUGGUUCCCAAACUUUUUACAGUGGCCUUUCUUUCAUUAAAAUGAAAUAUUAAACAUGAUUAAUUGGUUAAUUAAUUUUAUAGUAAGUAAUGCUGGUUCAAAAAUGUGUAUUGUGCAGGGUCAAAUUUUGAAAAAGGUUUUACAUGGGCACUGAUAAAUAGACUAGAUGUGAAUUUCUCUUGGAGAUGAAUAAAGUAUCGAAGUAUCGGUCCUACAUAUAUUUUAUUUCAGCCGGCUGUUGGGAUCCUUCCCUUUUGAAUGGGUUGAACUUGAGCUUCACUUUUGUCCACUUGAUACCACAUUGAAAGGGAAAGUUGAACAAACAUGAUGAAGCAGUAUCCAAAGUAGAAAAAUACACACAAGCAGCGAUAAAACCCUCAUUUUUCAGCAGACUCUCCACUCUCUCAUCCUGAGAGGUUUUCACAGUGCAGGGAUUGGAACAUCAAUAUAAGGUCAACCUUCAAGAUGAAACACUCUUAAUACACAAAUAAUCAUCACAUGUACUUACUUGUUCAGGUAACGCACACGGAGCAAUGAACAAUUUCAUGCCGUGUCUCCUUCCUUCUUUCUGCUAUGAUGGUGCGCUCUUUGCUAUGAGACGUUCGGGUGCGCUCGUAAUUGUGAGUGUCAGGCGCUAAUUGUUUUUCAUUUUUAUUCACGUACCCCCAGCGACAAUUGGCGUACCCCACUUUGGGAAACUAGGCCAUUUCUAAAGCAAUAAGCUUUAAGAGUAUUUAACAUUUAACAAUUGGAAAAUCAAGGGCUUUUAAAUAACAUAAACGUAAUAAACAAACAAAAAGUAAAUAAAAUGCAGUCUCUUAUAGCAAAAAUUGCACUUCAAUAAAAAUUCAAGAUUCAAGAGUUUUAUUGUCAUAUGCACAGUAAAACUGGUGGUUCUGCUAUGCAAUGAAAUCCUUGUUCUGUUCAUUCUCCCAAAAAAAGAAAGAAAGAAAACACAAGAAAAAGAAUAAGAACAUAAGAAACAUAAAUACCAAUAAAUUAAGCAACAACAACAGAAGAGACAUUAAUACAAAUAAAUAAUACAAAUAAAUAAAUAAAGUGCUAUGAGUGUGUGCGUGUGUUGCGUGCGGCGUGUGUGAGUGCUUCGUUGAGAAGCCUGAUGGCCUGUGGGUAAAAGCUGUUUGCCAGCCUUGUGGUCCUGGACUUCAAACUCCUGUAGCGUCUGCCUGACGGUAGGAGUGUGAAUAAUGAGUGUUGUGGAUGUGUGCUGUCCUUGAUGAGGUUGUGUGUUCUUCGUAGGACUCUAGUUUUAUAAAUGUCUUGCAGUGAGGGGAGGGCUGCCCCAACAAUGUUCUGUGAGGUCUUGAUCACCCGCUGGAAAAAUAUUUGUGGUUUUGAAUCAGUGUCACUUUGGUUGUCUGAACAUUGACAAAAAAACCCCUGAGAAAUAACUGUGAAAUACUUUGAAGUUGACAAUGCGUGCCAAUGCAAACGUCAGCUCAUUUGCGUUUACACUUAAUUUUCCCAACAUUGUGUGUGGAGUGCGCGGUUUACAUUUAAUGUCGGAGUUUGGCCAAAGUACAUAUUUUGGAUGCAGCAAAAUGCGUUUGGUACACAAUGAGGUGUUAUACUUUGGGAGUCAAGGCAGCUGAAACGUAAGUUCCGGUGUUUUGUAUUAUUUAUUUCAUUGUCUUUGUCCCAAACAGUACCAGGGGCAAACGGGCUGAAAUUGACAUCAGAUAGUGUUUUAUACACAACAGGCACCAAGAAAGUAUCGGUAGCACACGACAUACACAGUGCCCCGCCCCGCCUCUCCCAGAGAGUGAAUGACUGACAGGAGGGUUCACUCACUCCGUUCAUUCUGCUACAGAACCAACACGCCCAGGUGCUGGGCCAUGUACAGAGUGAACCCUCUUGUCAUCCAGCCUGUUCGGUAGAGAGAGGAGGGAAAACAAACACGCAUGCACGUCAAUAUACCGAAGCUGGCAAAAUUAGGGCGUUUGUUUUUAUUUAUCGUGCGAUUAAUUGAUUUAUUGAUUAUGGUGACAGGCCUAUUUGUAGCCUAUUUGUAUCAGCUUCACUCAUUGCGCUUUUUUUUCCCCAUUUUUGCUGUUGCUUUUUUUUAUUUGCCAAAUAUUUCAACUUUCUUUUUAGAUAAUCUUCUGAAAUGUUCUUUAUGUAAAUAAUAUGGCUUUAUACCCAUAAUAUUUGGACUUCUUUCCCCAUAACAUAUCUUUUUACCCCAACCUCAUUUUCCAAAAAUGCCAACUUUAUUUUGGUAAUGUUUGAAUUUAUUUUGAACAUGCGUACAAGUUACAUUGGAAUAGGUGCACGUAGUACAAUUCACAGUUCAUGUCCAAAAACGAGUAGGAAGAAGCAAAGCUUCAACAUUUUGUUUUGUUUCUCAUAUUAAGACUAUAAAAAAACAUUUUCUUUAAUAGUUUAACGCUAAUAUAAACUAAAAUGACAUUUUUCCUCAUAAUACUACAUGUUUGUUCGUGUAAAAUUGCAACUUUUUUGUCAUAACAAUACGACUCUUUUCUCUUUCAUUCUCGUGAAAUUACAGCUGUUUUUUUCCAUUUCUGCUGCUGUUACUAUUUUAACUAUUCUUCCUUUCUUUCAACUUUCUUGUACAUUUUCGUCUCGCAACAUGAAGACUUUUAUUCCCAUGAUAUUUUGAGCUUAUUAUUCUACUUUUUCCCCAAAAUUACAACUUUACUUUGUCUUUCUGAUAUUACCUUAAAAUUGAAUAACAUUUCGUGAAUUUUUUAAGUCAGUGCUACGAAAAUGACAUUUUUCGUCAGAUUUUUAUGCUAUUCUCGUAAAAUUAUGACUUUGUUUCAUUAAAGUAAGUUUUUCACUUAAUAUUUUGACUUUAUUUAUGUAAAAUUACUGCUUAGUUUUCCUUUCAUGUGGUAGCUACUGCGUGCUUUUGGUGUUUUUUUUGUUUUUCUUGUUCAGUUAUAUUUUUAGAAUGCACUGCACGCCACAAAUGGCCCCUGGGCUGCACUUUGGACACCUCUGCACUAUCAUUAACUACACAUGUGCUUGUGUGCGUGUUGCGUGUUUUUUGGAGUUUUUUUUCUCCAAUAUUAUUUAACAAAACAUUGUAGUUAAUUAAAGGCAUUAUUACUUUGAAGUGACAUAUGUUCUG
Messenger RNA from Dunckerocampus dactyliophorus (ringed pipefish), 5124 nucleotides. RefSeq names its product annexin A11-like. The transcript has 13 exons. Gene Ontology annotation, molecular function: calcium-dependent phospholipid binding; calcium ion binding; phospholipase inhibitor activity. The coding region runs from base 193 to 1602 and encodes 469 amino acids. Gene Ontology annotation, cellular component: cytoplasm. NCBI's taxonomy places the organism in Eukaryota, Metazoa, Chordata, Actinopteri, Syngnathiformes, Syngnathidae. Gene Ontology annotation, biological process: phagocytosis; cytokinetic process. The record is from RefSeq and is a predicted model, not a curated record.